AAUAUUUAUAGAAGAUUAAGAUUUUGACUUUCUCUCUUCCUUAAAUAAAAGCUAAUCCCCAUAGAUUUCUUCACCAGUCACCACAACCCUCCUUCCUCUUUCUCUCCCUUCGUUCAUAGUCUCUCGGAUCCUGUUUAACAAACGUAUAUCUACGCCUGUUCAAGCUAGGCACAUGAACAUUUUCUCUCCUCGGUUGUUAUCAAACAGAGUUAACUUCAAACAAGACAUGAACCACGGUGAAUUUAUUACCGGAGAAACUCUCGCCGUAGAUCCUUUGUCUAACGCGGUUGCGAAACCUAGCUUCAACAAAUCAGAAAGUGGUCUAACUUACAACUUCAACUCCUUCAACGUUGUUCCACCGUCCACAAAACGUCCGCGAGUAUCUCAAUACCUUGACUCAGACGCUCACUUUGCGUCUGCGGUUAAACUGGGGUCCGGGCCGUUUGGUUCACCAUCGAUAAACGCUGAACUCGUGUCACACAUCCAAAACCAACAACAGUUAGAGAUUGAUCGGUUCGUAGCUCAGCAAACGGAGAAGCUUAGAAUAGAAAUCGAAGCUCGUCAGCAAACUCAAACGCAGAUGCUAGCGUCUGCCGUUCAAACCGCGUUAGCCAUGAAGUUAAAAGAGAAAGACGACGAAAUUUUACGGAUGAGAAACUUUAACUGCGUUUUACAAGAGCGGGUAAAGAGUCUUUUUGUUGAAAAUCAAAUAUGGCGAGAUAUAGCUCAGACCAACGAGGCACAAGCUAACAAUCUUCGAACAAACCUCGACCAAGUUCUUGCUCAAAUCAAAACGCUACCAACCGCUGUAGAAAACGACGUGGAGUCGAGCUGCGGAAGUUGCGUUGAAGGUGGUGAAGCUAUUACAGCGGUUAGUGGCGGUUGCAAGCGGUGCGGUGAGAGAGAAGCGAGUGUGCUGGUGUUACCUUGUCGUCAUUUGUGUUUGUGUACGGUCUGUGGUUCGGCUUUGUUACGAACUUGUCCGGUUUGUGAUUCGGUCAUGAACGCUAGUGUACAUGUUAACAUGUCUUCUUAACUUUUUUUCUCUUCUUUUAGUGCUAUUAUUAAAUUCGUAUUUUGUUUUUCUAGAAACUUUAGCUGUUUAAUUCUUUUAUUUUUAUAAGUACAGUUUUUUUUUGUAAA
This is a messenger RNA of Brassica napus (rape), 1143 nucleotides long. RefSeq names its product E3 ubiquitin-protein ligase BOI. The record is from RefSeq and is a predicted model, not a curated record. NCBI's taxonomy places the organism in Eukaryota, Viridiplantae, Streptophyta, Magnoliopsida, Brassicales, Brassicaceae. The transcript is spliced from 2 exons. Gene Ontology annotation, biological process: regulation of programmed cell death. The coding region runs from base 173 to 1036 and encodes 287 amino acids. Gene Ontology annotation, molecular function: ubiquitin-protein transferase activity.